Molecule: messenger RNA, 1165 nt
Organism: Tilletiaria anomala UBC 951
Lineage: Eukaryota; Fungi; Basidiomycota; Exobasidiomycetes; Georgefischeriales; Tilletiariaceae
Product: ribosomal protein L6
Exons: 2
Coding region: 102-977 (291 amino acids)
Biological process (GO): translation
Cellular component (GO): mitochondrial large ribosomal subunit; ribosome
Molecular function (GO): structural constituent of ribosome; rRNA binding
Source: RefSeq, a predicted model, not a curated record
UUCUUCGAGACCUUUCGUGCAUGUAUGCUCCGAUCAACGAACACUGUUGAGCUCUCAACAUCGGGACUGUCCAGAGCAGCAGAACUCCUCCUUCCAGUGUCAUGGCAUCUCCAGUCGCAUCGACCAGUACGGGGCGAGGGUUGUGGAGCGCCGCCCUGUCUACCCCAGCGCAGCUGCGCACUCCCCGGGCCCUUUUCGCCCCUGCAGCCGCGCAAGUUCGGCACUCGCACGUCGGGUCAGCACCCCUUUACGUACCCCCAGGCACCUCUCUCACAAUCCUCCCCACACCGCCACGCCCGAAUCCAACCAGGCCAGUCCCUGAUGCUCUCAAGAAGGCGCAGACGAUCGUUGUCGAGGGCCCGCUGGGCAAGUGCAUCGUCCCGUUGCACGAGUGCGUCCGUCUGCGCUGGGAGUCAGGCGCGCAAGAGCAGACCAAAGGAAAAGGAAAAGCAGCUUCUGCCGCUCAGACAGAGCAACCUUCUGCUGCCAGUCCAGUGAAGAGUGGAAAGGAGAACGCGAGCGGCGAACCGCAGAAGCUCACCGUCUCGGUGCUCGAUCCUCAGCAAAAAACACAGCGUUCCAAAUGGGGCCUGACACGCGCUCUACUCAACAAUGCGCUUGAAGGUGUACAGGAAGGACAUUCACUCAUUCUGCGCUUCGUCGGUGUUGGAUAUAGAGGCGCGGUAGAGGACGAGCCUUUCGCUGCAGAGGUCGAUCUGGGGGAUGGCAACAUGGGCAAACCGAAGAGACUCAACCUGAGGCUCGGCUACUCGCAUCCUGUCGUCAUCCCCAUCCCACAAGGCAUCACCGCCACCAUGCCGCAGCCGACUCGCAUCGUGCUCAAGGGGACAGACAAGGAGAAGAUCGGCUUGUUUGCAAGUCAAAUCCGCGCAUGGAGAAAACCAGAGCCGUACAAGGGCAAAGGCAUUUUUGUUGGCGAGGAGACCAUCAAGCUUCGCACAGCGAAGAAGAAGUAAAGAGUUUGAGCUGUAUUCGCCAUGCAUGGCAGUCAUGCAUUCCACAGAUCGCACCUUCUACCAUUCGUGCGUCUCGUUUCAAGUGCUGCCGAAUGCUGCAUGCAGAAUUGUGUAUUCUACUGUCACCAGGGCGGUCCCUCCUUUCGGAGAUUAUCCCCGCUACAUCGCGCCACGACUUCACGCAGCAU